Molecule: messenger RNA, 1097 nt
Organism: Tremella mesenterica DSM 1558
Lineage: Eukaryota; Fungi; Basidiomycota; Tremellomycetes; Tremellales; Tremellaceae
Exons: 4
Coding region: 225-902 (225 amino acids)
Source: RefSeq, a predicted model, not a curated record
GCAUAGGACUGUGUCUUGCUUGCGUUUCUCAGCGUAUCACCUCUCCUUCUCAUUCAUCCUUCUACAUAUACACGUUAUAUCAGUCAUUCACAGUCCACUCGCGGAGUUUCCCACCUCAUCCCUCUCUCUCCUGCUAAACCUCGAUCAUAAAGGCCCGUGGUGGUACAGGUCAACGAUUCGAAAACGGUUCCUCCAUUCCCCUCACACUUCCACAUCUUCACAACAUGUCCUCAGGCUCAGCACAGCCAUCAGCUUCUGGCUCGGCCUCCGCAUCAGGCUCCAGAGUGUCAGGAUCAGCAUCCUCCAACUCGUCUUCCACAUCCACCAGUUCGAUCUCCAUUCCUGGGACUGCGGCGGCGGGAGGAGUGUAUGUGACACAACCGCCCACGACGGCGAGUGCGAGUUAUUAUAAGAUUGCAAGUGAGGAGAAUAUCACUUUUGGUUGGAAUUUGACCAGUCUUUAUGUUCAACCGAAAAGUCUGACAGUGAUCGCUUCUUGUUCAGCUAAUGGUAACACAUAUCCAGUAGGACCAACAGGAGGAACUGGGAAUGUAUUACCUGGUAAUGCUACUCAAGUCAUAUGGAACCCUUGGCAAGCCGAACAAGUCCCAGGUGCAACUCCAUUCGCUCAAGCGACUUAUGUUUUGAAGAUAUGGGAUGAACGUGGACCUGGUGUCCCUGUAAAAGGAGGUUAUUUGAGUGAUUAUUCCGGUACGCAAUUUGCGAUGUAUCGACCUGGAUCAUAUACGCCUUUAGCUAGUGGAUGGACAUGUACGACCUGUGAUGGACAUGUACCCUCACUCGACGCUGCUCUUUCCGCUUUAUCCGAACCAGCCGGAAUAAUGGUCUUCACUUCCCUUCUCAUCACGUUAUUCACGGCAUGGAACAUUCUUCGACGAUGAUUUCUCCCUAUAAUCGCUCGUCUCUUCCUGUCAUCCACUUCCACUUCCACUCUCACGUUCAUCCCGUUCGAACACUGUACCCCAUAAUCUGAUGUUACUCCGCAAGCCAUGUUAAUGAAACCCGUCAAUGACUCUAGAACGGUAUGAUUUUCAAGAUUAAUGGACAAUUUGCAUGCAUUACGUUUCCUGUCUUUU